AUGACUCUACAAGCUACUGACAAAUUCGCUACCAAGGCUAUCCAUGCUGGUGAACACAUUGACUCUCACGGUUCUGUCAUUGAACCAAUCUCUUUGUCUACUACUUUCAAGCAAUCUGCUCCAGCUCAACCAAUUGGUACAUACGAAUAUUCUCGUUCUCAAAACCCAAACAGAGAAAAUUUGGAAAAUGCAAUUGCUUCCUUAGAAAACGGUAAGUACGGUCUAGCUUUCUCUUCUGGUUCAGCUACUACUGCUAUUAUCUUACAAUCUCUACCACAAGGUUCUCACGCCAUCUCUAUUGGUGACGUUUACGGUGGUACUCACAGAUACUUCACUAAAGUUGCUAAUGCUCAUGGUGUCGACACCACUUUCACAAACAACUUGCUAGAAGAUCUACCAUCUUUAGUUAAAGAAAACACUAAGUUAGUUUGGAUUGAAUCCCCAACUAACCCAACUUUAAAGGUCACUGAUAUUCAAGCUGUCUCCGAUAAGAUCAAGUCUCUAAACAAAGACAUCUUAUUGGUUGUCGACAACACUUUCUUGUCUCCAUACUUAUCUAACCCAUUGAACUUCGGUGCUGAUAUUGUUGUUCACUCUGCUACCAAAUACAUUAACGGUCACUCCGAUGUUGUGCUCGGUGUUUUGGCUACUAACAACAAGGCUGUUUACGAAAGAUUACAAUUCCUACAAAACGCCGUUGGUGCCAUUCCAUCUCCAUUCGACGCUUGGUUAACUCACAGAGGUCUAAAGACUUUACACUUACGUGUUAGACAAGCCGCUCUUAACGCUACCAAGAUUGCUGAAUUUUUAGCAUCCAACGAAAAUGUCAUUGCUGUCAACUACCCUGGUCUACCAACUCAUCCAAACUACGAAAUCGUUAAAAAGCAACACCGUGAUGCUCUAGGUGGUGGUAUGAUCUCUUUCAGAAUUAAGGGUGGUGCUGAAGCUGCUGCUAAGUUCUCUUCCACUACUAGACUAUUCACCUUGGCUGAAUCUCUAGGUGGUAUCGAAUCUCUACUAGAAGUUCCAGCCGUCAUGACUCAUGGUGGUAUUCCAAAGGAAGCUAGAGAAGCCACUGGUGUCUUUGACGAUUUGGUUAGAUUGUCUGUCGGUAUCGAAGAUGGUGAUGAUUUAUUGGAUGAUGUUAAGCAAGCUCUAGCUGCUGCAGCUAACUAG
Maudiozyma saulgeensis is the source of this 1176-nucleotide messenger RNA. The record is from the annotation of a GenBank genome assembly. NCBI's taxonomy places the organism in Eukaryota, Fungi, Ascomycota, Saccharomycetes, Saccharomycetales, Saccharomycetaceae.